Molecule: messenger RNA, 1212 nt
Organism: Pseudovirgaria hyperparasitica
Lineage: Eukaryota; Fungi; Ascomycota; Dothideomycetes; Acrospermales; Acrospermaceae
Product: concanavalin A-like lectin/glucanase
Exons: 2
Coding region: 1-1212 (403 amino acids)
Biological process (GO): carbohydrate metabolic process
Molecular function (GO): hydrolase activity, hydrolyzing O-glycosyl compounds
Source: RefSeq, a predicted model, not a curated record
AUGCUUUCAGUUUUUACCCUGGGCGUGUUUGCUACUGCGUCUCUGAUUAGCAAUGGUGAGCGAAACAUAUUCACAUAUUCACAGUUCAAGCUCACAUCCGAGACAGUACUGGCAUCGUGCGAAUGUGGAUACUCUGUGAAUUCGACUACCGAUGAAAAACACGCGGUGUUUACCGACUUGCACGAGACAGACUUUCUACACAUCUCAGACCUCAACACUCCAACCGGAUGGCGCCCACAGGAUUACAAAGUUAGUCCCCGAGAUGCACGCGGCCCUUACGGCAAAUCUUUCUCGAUAGCCAAUGUAAUUCCGAAUCCCAUGAAGAAUAACUACGAUUGGGCGGGGGAGAGUGCACGUGGUGGGGAUGCCGGGCUACAACUUUGGGUGCGUAGCAAAGUACAGACUGUCAAUGUAGGGUCAGCAGAGUUGGCGGGAGACAGACAAGAUAUGUUGUAUGGCAGCUUUCGUGUUGCAAUGAAGAUGUCCAGGUACAGUGGUACCUGUGGUGCCUUCUUCUGGUACAGCACCGAUACACAAGAAAUUGACAUGGAAUUCCUGUCCAAGGAAUUUAGUGACGAUAAAAAUACUGUGAACUACGUCCUUCAGACGCCAGAGUCCGCUGCGAUGGGAUUCGACGCCUCAAGAACGCCAUACUUCAAACCACUUCCGCUUAGAUUUCGACCCGACCAGGCUUUCCACGAGUACCGAUUCGACUGGACACCGCACAAAGUCUCAUUCUAUGUGGAUGGGAAUUGGCAAUACGACAUGAAUCAAGGAGUCCCAAGCAGUCCCGGACAUCUCGUGUUGAAUCACUGGAGCAAUGGCGAUGGCAAUUGGUCUGCUGGUCCACCUGAGUUAAGCACAAUCAUGACUAUCUCUUAUGUCAAAGCAUACUUCAACUCUUCCUCAUCAGACCGACAGAUUGUAUAUCAGAAGAGCUGUCCCGUGGUCGAUAGUUCGAAGAUAUGUCGGAUUCCUACUCUGUCGGCUACUCCAGACAACACGGGUCCCAACGCUAAUGAUACUGCUCACACAUAUUUUUUUACUCAGGACCGGGGCGAACUAGGCAACGACGACCAUGCCCCCAACCAGAUUGUAUACGACUCUUCUGCUGUAGGUGUCCGAUGGCUGUCGCAAAAGGCGACUGGCUCUUUGCCGAACACUGUCGUGACUCUGAUAGCGACUGCUAUGUAUUUCGUCAUACUUGUAUAG